AGCUCCAAUCCCAGCCAGACCCGCUCGGCCCGCCCCUUCCCCGCCCGGAGCGCCGCGACGGAGGCAGCCCGGGACUGGCCGCCAGACGGACGCUCGGACCCACGGACCGCGGGGUGCCCGAUGGCCGCGCCACCGGGCGAGCCCUGCGCGGGGCUGGGGGUCUGGAACCAGUCGGAGCCCCAGCCUGUGGCCGCCUACCUACUAAACUUGUGCUUCCUGCGAACAGCAGGGGUCUGGGCACCCCCCAUAUACCUGUGGGUCCUCGGCCCCAUCUACCUCUUCUACAUCCACCGCCAUGGCAGGGGCUACCUCCGGAUGUCUCCUCUCUUCAAAACCAAAAUGGUGUUUGCCUUUGCCCUCGUGGUGCUGUGCACCCUCAGCGUGGCUGUCGCUCUUUGGAAAAUCCAGCACGGCGUGCCUGAGGCCCCAGAGUUGCUCAUGCACCCGACGGUGUGGCUCACCACCAUGAGCUUUGCCGUGUUCCUGAUGCACACGGAGAGGAAGAAGGGGGUGCAGGCAUCUGGGGUGCUCUUUGGCUACUGGCUGCUCUGCCUUUUCCUGCCGGCUCUCAGCACUGCCCAGCAGGCCUCAAGAGGGGGCUUCCAGAAUGAUCCCAUCCGCCACCUGGCCACCUACCUGUGCUUGUCUCUGGUUGUGGCACAGUUUGUGCUGUCCUGCCUGGUGGAUCGGCCUCCUUUCUUCCCCAAAGAGCCCCAGCAGCCUAAUCCGUGUCCAGAGUCCAGGGCCUCCUUCCCCUCCAAGGUCAUGUUCUGGUGGGUUUCUGGGCUGGUCUGGAGGGGCUACCGGAAGCUGCUGAGCCCAGAAGACCUGUGGUCGCUUGGAAAAGAAAACUCCUCGGAAGAACUGGUCUCCCGGCUGGAGAGGGAAUGGACGAGGCACCGCAGCGUGGCCCAGCGGCACACCAAGGCUCUCGGCGGGAAAGGGGGCGGCAGCGCGGAGGUCCCGGAGACAGAGGCCUUGCUGCAGCCGGCAGGGCUCCCGCGGGGCCCGCUGCUCAGAGCCGUCUGGCAGGUGUUCCACUCCACCUUCCUCCUGGGCACCCUCAGCCUUGUCAUCAGUGACGUCUUCAGGUUUGCUGUCCCCAAGCUCCUCAGCCUGUUUCUGGAGUUUGUCGGUGAGCCCGAGCUCCCGGCUUGGAAGGGCUACGUCCUCGCCGUGCUGAUGUUCCUCACCGCCUGCCUGCAGACGCUGUUCGAGCAGCACUCCAUGUUCCAGGUCAAGGUGCUGCAGAUGAGGCUACGGACGGCUCUCACGGGCCUGGUCUACAGAAAGGUCCUGGCACUGUCCAGUGGCUCCAGAAAGGCCACCGCAGUGGGUGACGUGGUCAAUCUGGUGUCCGUGGACGUGCAGCGGCUGACCGACAGCAUCCUCUACCUCAACGGGCUGUGGCUGCCGCUAGUCUGGAUCGUCAUCUGCUUUGUCUACCUCUGGCAGCUUCUGGGCCCCUCUGCGCUCAGCGCCAUUGCUGUCUUCCUGGGCCUCCUGCCUCUAAAUUUCCUCAUCACCAAGAAGAGGAACCACUAUCAGGAGCAGCAGAUGAGGCACAAGGACUCGCGGGCGCGGCUCACGGGCGCCAUGCUCAGGAACGCCAGGACCAUCAAGUUCCUGGGCUGGGAGGAGGCCUCCAUGCAGCGCGUCCUGCACGUCCGGGGCCAGGAGCUGGGCGCCCUCAGGACCUCCGGCCUCCUCUUCUCCGUGUCCCUGGUGUCCUUCCAAGCGUCCACAUUUCUGGUGGCUCUGGUCGUGUUCGCCGUCCACACCCUGGUGGCCGAGGACAGCGCCAUGGACGCAGAGAAAGCCUUCGUGACCCUCACCGUUCUCAGCAUCCUCAACAAGGCUCAGGCCUUCCUGCCGUUCUCCGCCCACUCGGUCAUGCAGGCCCGGGUGUCCCUUGACCGUCUGGCUGCCUUCCUGUGUCUGCGCGAAGUGGACCCUGGUGCGGUGGCCCUGAGCCCCUCCCGGUGCUCUCCUGGGAAGGAAUGCAUCACUGUGCAGAGCGGCACCUUCUCGUGGACCCAGGAAGGGCCUCCCUGCCUCCACAGGGUGAACCUCACCGUGCCACAGGGCUGUCUGCUGGCUGUCGUGGGCCCAGUUGGGGCAGGGAAGUCCUCCCUGCUCUCCGCCCUGCUUGGGGAGCUGUGGAAGGUGGAGGGCUCCGUGAGCAUCAGGGGUCCCGUGGCGUACGUGCCGCAGGAGGCCUGGGUCCAGAACUGCUCCGUGCUGGAGAACGUGUGUUUCCAGCAGGAGCCAGACCUGCCAUGGCUGGCAGAGGUCCUGCAAGCCUGUGCGCUGGGGCCGGACGUGGACAGUUUCCCCGCGGGGGUGCACAGCCCAGUUGGAGAGCAGGGUAUGAAUCUCUCUGGGGGUCAGAAGCAGCGGCUGAGCCUGGCCCGGGCUGUGUAUAGAAAGGCUGCCGUGUACCUGCUGGACGACCCCCUGGCGGCACUGGACGCCCACGUGGGCCGGCACGUCUUCAACCAGGUCAUCGGGCCCGCCGGGCUGCUGCGGGGAACGACGCGGAUUCUCGUGACCCACGCGCUCCACGUGCUGCCCCAGGCUGAUUGCAUCGUGGUAUUGGAAGACGGGGCCAUUGCGGAGAUGGGUUCCUACCAGGAGCUGCUGCGCAGGAAGGGUGCCCUGGUGGGCCUCCUGGAGGGAGCCAGCCCGCCGGGGGAGAGAGGAGGAGGAGAGACAGAACGUGUGACCAGUGCCAAGGACCCCGGGAGCUCCCCUGCAGGCGACAGGUCUGAGCCCAGGCCAGAGAGGCCCGUCAGGCCAGCCCUGGAGAAGGUCAGGAGCGUAUCUGCAGCCCACACAGGGGCCCUGCUCGAUGACCCCGAGGGGGCAGGACGGCCGCCAGGAGAGGACAGCGUGCGGUUUGGCAGGGUGAAAGCCGCCAUGUACCUGACCUACCUGCGGGCCAUGAGCAGCCCGUUCUGCCUCUACAUCCUCUUUCUCUUCCUGUGCCAGCAAGCAGCCUCCUUCUGCCGGGGCUACUGGCUGAGCCUGUGGGCAGACGACCCCGCCGUGGAUGGGAGGCAGGUGCAGGCGGCCUUGCGCGGCUGCAUCUUUGGGCUCCUUGGCUGCCUCCAAGCUGUCGGGCUGUUUGCCUCCAUGGCCACGGUGCUGCUGGGUGGGGUCCGGGCGUCCAGGCUGCUCUUCCAGAGGCUCCUGUGGGACGUGGCGCGAUCUCCCAUCGGUUUCUUUGAGUGGACACCUGUGGGGAAUCUGCUGAACCGCUUCUCCAAGGAGACGGACACGGUGGACGUGGACAUCCCAGACAAGCUCCGGUCCCUGCUGACCUACGCCUUCGGACUCCUGGAGGUCAUCCUGGUGGUGACAAUGGCCACGCCGCUGGCCGUGGUGGCCAUCCUGCCGCUGGCGCUCCUCUACGCUGGGUUUCAGAGCCUGUACGUGGCCAGCAUGUGCCAGCUGAAACGCCUGGAGUCGGCCAGCUUCUCGUCUGUGUGCUCCCACAUGGCUGAGACCUUCCAGGGCGGCGCCGUGGUCCGGGCGUUCCAAGCUCAGGGCCCCUUUGUGGAUGAGAGCGAUGCACGUGUGGACGAGAGCCAGAGGGCCAGCUUCCCACGGCUGGUGGCGGACAGGUGGCUGGCCACCAACCUGGAGCUCCUGGGGAAUGGCCUGGUGUUUGCGGCUGCCUUGUGUGCCGUGCUGAGCAAGGACCACCUCAGCGCUGGCCUCGUGGGCUUCUCUGUCUCUGCCGCCCUCCAGGUGACACAGACGCUGCAGUGGGCUGUUCGCAGCUGGACAGACCUGGAGAGCAGCAUUGUGUCGGUGGAGCGGGUGACGGACUACGCCCGGACCCCCAAGGAGGCCCCCUGGAGGCUGCCCACCUGUGCUGCCAGGCCCCCCUGGCCCCGUGGAGGGCAGAUCGAGUUUCGGGGCUUCGGGCUUCGGCACCGGCCUGAGCUCCCGCUGGCUGUGCACGGCGUGUCCUUCGAGAUCCACGCGGGAGAGAAGGUGGGCAUCGUGGGCAGGACAGGGGCUGGGAAGUCCUCCCUGGCCGGGGCCCUGCUGCGGCUCCAGGAGGCGGCGGAGGGCGGGAUCUGGAUCGACGGGGUCCCCAUCGCCCACGUCGGCCUGCACAAGCUGCGGUCCAGGAUCACCAUCAUCCCCCAGGACCCCACCCUGUUCCCCGGCUCCCUUCGGAUGAACCUUGACCUGCUGCAGGAACACACGGACGAAGCCAUCUGGGCGGCCCUGGCCACGGUGCAGCUCAGCGCGCUGGUGGCCAGCCUGCCUGGCCAGCUGCACUACGAGUGUGCCGACCAGGGUGAUGACCUGAGCCUGGGCCAGAAGCAGCUCCUGUGUCUGGCACGUGCGCUUCUCCGGAAAACCCAGAUCCUCAUCCUGGAUGAGGCCACGGCUGCCGUGGACCCCGGCACCGAGCUGCAGAUGCAGGAAGCCCUGGGGAGCUGGUUUGCCCAGUGCACGGUGCUGCUCAUCGCCCACCGCCUGCGGUCCGUGAUGGACUGCGCCAGGGUGCUGGUCCUGGACCAGGGACAGGUGGCAGAGAGCGGCAGCCCAGCCCAGCUGCUGGCCCAGAAGGGCCUGUUUUACAGGCUGGCCCAGGAGUCGGGCCUGGUGUGAGUGGAGCCCUGCACCUGCCCCCCACCUCCAGACUGCAGAGCCUGCAGCAUCCCCUGGCGUUGCUGUCCCCGUGAUGUCCAGUCUCGUCCCCUCCCUGAGAGGAAGGAGGCAGUGUGGCUGGUGACCAGAGCGUCCGAUCCUGAGGACCCAGCCCUGUCCACAGGACGACGCGGGCCAGGCUGCCUGGACUCAUCUGGGGGCUCAGCACUGAGCCCAGGCCCCAUCCUGGCGAAUGAACCCAGAAUCGCCAUGACGCUGGCGUAGAGAUGACCCACCCAUCUCGCGCACAUUCAUCGUGUCUGGUGGUGCGUUUAGUAUUAUGCUGUCCUGGGUCCCUCCUGCCGCCAUUUCCUGGCCAUAGCCAACCCCUCUCCGGCCCCAACCACUGCUCCAUCCUGCUGCUGUGUUUUCAUGGCUGCCCCCUGUGAUGCCAGUGUGCAGUCACAGCCAGGAACCACUGCCCCUCUGCCCCCAUCGGGGUGCUCCUGAGCUGGACACACAGCCAGGUACCCCACUGCCCCCCAAAAAGGGCUUUCCAGGCCCCAGCAAUUUCAGUUCCCAGAGGAAAGGCAAGGAGCCAGGACUCCUGGGUCCUGUCGGGAGAAUGUGCCUGGGACCUGGCACACUUGAUACACACGGUUGCAAAGGACCCAACUCCAGCUUGCCCGGGGAGCCCUGGCUGCGCCGGGAGCACCCGGUGCUUCUGCACCAGACACCGCUGACCAUCCAAGUCCACCAGGUGAAGGCCAAGCACUGGACUGAACCAAGGACAACAAGGCCCAGCUCAGGCCUGGUUCUGACAGUGGCCAGAAUUCCAAGACUGGACUCAAAACCAGCUUCAGGGAGCCAGCAUUGUAGCAUAGCAGGUUAAGCCACCACCUGCAAUGCCAGCUUCCCACAAGAGCACCAGUUCGAGUCCUGGCUGUUCCACUUCUGAUCCAGCUCUGUUAAUGCGUCUGGGAAAGCAGCCAAAGAUGGGCCAAGUCCUUGGGCCCCUGCCACUCAUGUGGGAGAUGUGGUUGUUGGCAGCCACUUGGGAAGUGGACCAGCGGACGGAAGAUCUGUCUGGCCCCCUCUCUCUAACUCUGCCUUUCAAAUAAAUAAACGUUUAAAAACAAA
Messenger RNA from Oryctolagus cuniculus (rabbit), 5751 nucleotides. RefSeq names its product ATP binding cassette subfamily C member 6 (gene ABCC6). Lineage: Eukaryota; Metazoa; Chordata; Mammalia; Lagomorpha; Leporidae. The record is from RefSeq and is a predicted model, not a curated record. Gene Ontology annotation, cellular component: membrane. Gene Ontology annotation, molecular function: ABC-type transporter activity; ATP hydrolysis activity; ATP binding. Gene Ontology annotation, biological process: transmembrane transport.